GGGCGGGGCCGUGCCGGAGCCGGGCGCCGGCGACCGAGGGAGCUGCAGCCACCCGCGUGCGGCACGCGCCGGCCGCCUGCCCCUAUCGCGGCCACCAGUGCCGCGGCCUCUCGACUCCCGCCCCGCCGAGCCGCGCGCGCGACUGCCAUCCUCCUCAAUUGCUUUUUACGAUUUUUUGUGCAUGCAUUCAUUUUCUGUUCCGUUUUGUCCUUUUUAAGGCGGUGGCGGCGGCGACACCGGCGUAAGCUCGCAGCGGGGAGGGGGCGGCCGGAGGAUGCGGCGCGGGGCUGCGCUCGCUACGCCCGCUGCUGCUGCCCGGCUCGGGCCUGAGCGCCGAGCAGGAUCCCAAGUGAUGGUGGUUUCCUCGGAGGGCAAGCUGAGCCCUGCGCGACUGGUUAGCACGGUGGAGCUGGUAGCCACGCCUGCUGGCUGGCGUGCGUGAACGGGUGUGAACCGCAGGAUCUCAGCACCUUGACCCAAGAGGAAGCAUGUCGAAGAAAGGCCGGAGCAAGGGCGAGAAGCCCGAGAUGGAGACGGACGCGGUGCAGAUGGCCAACGAGGAGCUGCGGGCCAAGCUGACCAGCAUUCAGAUCGAGUUCCAGCAGGAAAAGAGCAAGGUGGGCAAACUGCGCGAGCGGCUGCAGGAGGCGAAGCUGGAGCGCGAGCAGGAGCAGCGACGGCACACGGCCUACAUUUCGGAGCUCAAGGCCAAGCUGCAUGAAGAGAAGACCAAGGAGCUGCAGGCGCUGCGCGAGGGGCUCAUCCGGCAGCACGAGCAGGAGGCGGCGCGCACGGCCAAGAUCAAGGAGGGCGAGCUGCAGCGGCUGCAGGCCACACUGAACGUGCUGCGCGAUGGCGCGGCCGACAAGGUCAAGACGGCGCUGCUGACUGAGGCGCGCGAGGAGGCGCGCAGGGCCUUCGACGGAGAGCGCCUGCGGCUGCAGCAGGAGAUCCUGGAGCUCAAGGCAGCGCGCAAGCAGGCAGAGGAGGCGCUCAGUAACUGCAUGCAGGCCGACAAGACCAAGGCAGCCGACCUGCGCGCCGCUUACCAGGCGCACCAAGACGAGGUGCACCGCAUCAAGCGCGAGUGUGAGCGCGACAUCCGCAGGCUGAUGGAUGAGAUCAAAGGGAAAGACCGUGUGAUUCUGGCCUUGGAGAAGGAACUUGGCGUGCAGGCUGGGCAGACCCAGAAGCUGCUCCUGCAGAAGGAGGCUUUGGAUGAGCAGCUGGUUCAGGUCAAGGAGGCCGAGCGGCACCACAGUAGCCCGAAGAGAGAGCUCCCGCCAGGGAUUGGGGACAUGGUGGAGCUCAUGGGCGUCCAGGAUCAACAUAUGGACGAGCGAGAUGUGAGGCGAUUUCAACUAAAAAUUGCUGAACUGAAUUCAGUGAUACGGAAGCUGGAAGACAGAAAUACGCUGUUGGCAGAUGAGAGGAAUGAACUGCUGAAACGCUCGCGAGAGACCGAGGUUCAGCUGAAGCCCCUGGUGGAGAAAAACAAGAGGAUGAACAAGAAAAAUGAGGAUUUGUUGCAGAGUAUCCAGAGGAUGGAGGAGAAAAUCAAGAACCUCACGCGGGAAAACGUGGAAAUGAAAGAAAAGCUGUCAGCGCAGGCCUCUCUGAAGCGGCACACCUCCCUGAAUGACCUCAGCCUGACGAGGGAUGAGCAGGAGAUCGAGUUCCUGAGGCUGCAGGUGCUGGAGCAGCAGCACGUCAUUGACGACCUCUCACUGGAGAGAGAACGGCUGUUGCGCUCCAAAAGGCAUCGAGGGAAAAGUCUGAAACCGCCCAAGAAGCAUGUUGUGGAGACAUUUUUUGGAUUUGAUGAGGAGUCUGUGGACUCAGAAACAUUGUCCGAAACAUCCUACAACACAGACAGGACGGACAGGACUCCAGCCACGCCUGAAGAAGACUUGGACGAUACCACAGCCCGCGAGGAGGCUGACCUGCGCUUCUGCCAGCUGACCCGGGAGUACCAGGCCCUGCAACGUGCCUAUGCCCUGCUCCAGGAGCAGGUGGGGGGCACCCUGGAUGCUGAGAGGGAGGCCCGGACUCGGGAGCAGCUACAAGCUGAUCUGCUGAGGUGUCAGGCCAAAAUUGAAGAUUUGGAGAAGUUACUGGUUGAGAAGGGACAGGAUUCCAAGUGGGUUGAAGAGAAGCAGCUGCUCAUCAGAACAAACCAAGACUUGCUGGAAAAGAUUUACAGACUGGAAAUGGAAGAGAACCAGCUGAAGAACGAAAUGCAAGACGCCAAGGAUCAGAACGAGCUGUUAGAAUUCAGAGUGCUAGAACUCGAAGAGAGAGAGAGGAGGUCGCCAGCAUUUAACCUCCAAAUCACCACCUUCCCUGAGAACAACAGCAGCGCUCUCCAGCUGUUCUGUCACCAGGAAGGAGUUAAGGAUGUGAAUGUUUCUGAACUUAUGAAGAAAUUAGAUAUCCUUGGCGAUAACGGGAAUUUGAGAAAUGAAGAACAGGUUGCAAUAAUCCAAGCUGGAACUGUGCUUGCCCUGUGUGAAAAGUGGCUGAAGCAAAUAGAGGGGACCGAGGCUGCCCUGACCCAGAAGAUGCUGGACCUGGAGAAGGAGAAGGACCUGUUCAGCAGGCAGAAGGGCUAUCUGGAAGAGGAGCUCGACUACCGGAAGCAAGCCCUUGACCAGGCUUACCUGAAAAUCCAAGACCUGGAGGCCACACUGUACACAGCGCUGCAGCAGGAGCCGGGGCGGAGGGCCGGUGAGGCGCUGAGCGAGGGCCAGCGGGAGGACCUGCAGGCUGCUGUGGAAAAGGUGCGCAGGCAGAUCCUCAGGCAGAGCCGCGAGUUCGACAGCCAGAUCCUGCGGGAGCGCAUGGAGCUGCUGCAGCAGGCCCAGCAGAGAAUCCGAGAACUGGAGGACAAACUGGAGUUUCAGAAGCGGCACCUGAAAGAACUGGAGGAAAAGUUUUUGUUCCUUUUUUUGUUUUUCUCACUAGCAUUCAUUCUGUGGCCUUGAUGACUUCAGUGAGCCAAGACCUCGGGAUAGAAAAAGAGUUUAUGGAAUACACUGAGUCCCUACGGCAACCCCAACCCCACUCAAACCAAAUUCAACAGCGAAACAAGCUAUUCAAAGUCCAGAGACUGCAAACAGAAUUUAUGUAUAUUUGACAAUAGCUUUAAGGGGAAGCCUUUGGACGCAUGGCUGGGUCCUGGCCAGCCCAAGCCGUAAGGACUCUGCAGGGACGAUGGGGAUUUUGUCAAACUUGGAGCCACAUCCAUGUCCCAGCUCUGGCACCUUGAAGGCCCAAGGGGGCAGAGACCUGAAUGCCAGGAAACUAAGUGCAAUUACCAGAAACCAAGGGAUCGGCAGCCACUGCACUGUCUGGGGACAGGCCCGAGUCCUCAUCCCCACGCUAGAUGCCUCCCCAGGCCACAGUGUGCGUGUCCAGCUGGACCCGGGUGGGUGCCGUCUCUGCCCUGUGUACAUAAAUCUCCACGAACCGUGGUGUGUUCGUCCCAGAGUUUGUCUGCCGGAGCGACUUGCAAGUGUCCUUGUAAUGUGAAUCCCAGUUCAAGUUCUGCUCAGCAAAACCUCUGAAUCUGUUCACAGCUGGAUUCAGCAGCUGGCAGCCAGAGAGACAGGGCAGGACUCUGAUGAGGGGCUGGAGCCUUGCCCAUCAUGGAGGAGCUGACCCCAGGGACCUCAGAUUUCCGAGGGGAGGCCGAAGGCUCUGUCACUCUUGUGGGUGUGACACGGCAAAAGUCUCAGAGCAUGACUGUCCCUGCGACCAGGUGGACUGAGGACUGAUAGAGCAGACGUGACCACCAACCAGGCCACACUCGGGCCUGUGUUGCAUCUCGGUGGUAAUUUGCAAGGGGCUGCCAAGGAGGAGACGCUGGAGCACCUGCAGGAACUAGGUUAUUUCCACAGCGGCCCCGAGACCAGGUCCUGCUGUCACCACUGUGGGGAGGAAGUGAGCUCUUCCUGCCUUGGGAGGCCACCCCUGGAUAGAGCCAGAAGAGCUGUCAGGGUGUUGGAGGCCUCCCUGGAGAGCGGAUGGAGUGGGGCAGCUACAGAGAGUCAGACACCAGCUGAGGAUGGUCAGCCCAGGAGGCAAUUCCCCAAGUUCCUUUCCGAUGUUGUUCCUGUUGUUAUUCUAGGCUGGGUGGGGGCAUCUCCAGAAGAAGCCACCUGCUCACAGGAUGCUUCUCCCAAACUUCUGCACGGGAAGACGUUUGGAAUUAGAAUAGAUGAAGUGAAACAGAAGACUGAAUGUGAUGAGGAGGCUGGCUGUGUCUGCAUGGGAAAAGCCGGCUGAAGGCCAGGCCGGGUCAUCCUCAGCUGGUUGCAGGUGGACAGGCUCAGGCCCUGCUCAUCAGGUGGAAGGAACAGGUCUGUGGUCUCUGGUGAGAAGGACCUUUGGACAAAAGGGAAAUGACUGAAAUUUAGGCAGUUGAGGGAACUCAUGGGGUGAGGGCGACAGAAGAGCUAGAAGUUCUCAGAAGUUCUCAGAAGUUCUCAGAUCCACGGAUGGAGAAGGACACAGUGCCCUGCACAGAAAGGGCCCUGCCAGCCGGGGAGGGCUGCUCACACCACAUCCCAGGAUCCAUCUCUAAGCAGAAAUGCGCCAGGAUGGCCCAGCAUUACUCAUUCUCUUUUGAAAUCAAAACCGCAAAGCACCCACUA
Messenger RNA from Macaca mulatta (Rhesus monkey), 4655 nucleotides. NCBI's taxonomy places the organism in Eukaryota, Metazoa, Chordata, Mammalia, Primates, Cercopithecidae. The record is from RefSeq and is a predicted model, not a curated record.